AUGAAUCAUGGAGUUUUUCAACAUAAGUUUGACAAAUAAAAAUAGAGAACUAUUACUUUGAUACAGAAGUUAGAAAAAGACCAAAGAUAAUUAGAUAAAAUAAAAUAGAGAAAUAUUCUGAGGGUUGAACGUUUGAUGUCUCUGAAUUAGAAAGAUUUAAAUACCGUCUGCAACUCAAGUUUAUCAACAGACCAUAAAAAUGAAAUAAAAUUUAGUUUACAAAGUCGAAAAAAUACAUUUUAAAUCAAAUUAGAAUCCUUGGAGGAAAGUUUUGUUUUCCAGAAAAUAGAUACGAAUAAUCAAAGUAGGAAUUAUUGGUACUGA
Molecule: messenger RNA, 324 nt
Organism: Paramecium tetraurelia
Lineage: Eukaryota; Ciliophora; Oligohymenophorea; Peniculida; Parameciidae
Exons: 1
Source: RefSeq, a predicted model, not a curated record